Molecule: messenger RNA, 8097 nt
Organism: Pristis pectinata (smalltooth sawfish)
Lineage: Eukaryota; Metazoa; Chordata; Chondrichthyes; Rhinopristiformes; Pristidae
Gene: srcap
Product: Snf2-related CREBBP activator protein
Exons: 29
Coding region: 1-7158 (2385 amino acids)
Cellular component (GO): Swr1 complex
Molecular function (GO): ATP binding; ATP hydrolysis activity; histone binding
Source: RefSeq, a predicted model, not a curated record
AUGCGCCCUGUACUACCCCAGUGCGCCCUGUACACCUCCAUGCACCCUGUACCACCUCGAUGCGCCCUGUACCACCUCAGCGCGCCCUGGAUCACUCAAUGCACCCUGUACCACCUCAAUGCACCCUGUGGUCCAGUUCAAACAGCAGUCCCGACUGAGGAGAAGAGGAAGAAGGCCCUCGACCUGCAGCUCGACUUCAUCGUGGGACAGACGGAGAAGUACUCGGACCUGCUGAGCCAGAGCCUCAACGAGUCGCUGCCCGCCAGCAAGCCCGGAUCGUCCCAGCUCGGCUCGUCCCUGGCCGGUUCGGCGGCCUCCAGCCCCCCCGUCUCUGAUUCUGCCACCGAGGACGAAGGUGGGUGUGCCUUGCUCCCCGCUGACCCCCCUCCCUAUCCCGCUCCACCCCUGCCCCUGGGCUUAUUGGAACACUGGACUUCCAGCCACAGGAGGAGGACGACGACGAGGAGACCAUCGAGGUGGAGGAGCAGCAGUCAGGCAACGACGCAGAGACCCGGCGCCGGGAGAUCGAGCUGCUGCGGCGGGAGAGUGAGCUGCCGCUGGAGGAGGUGCUGCGCUCCCUGCCAGCGGGUGCCGGCGCUCAGGCAGCCGGCGAGGACGGCUGCUGCAGCCCCUCGGAGGGGGAUGAGGAAGAGGAGGAGGAGGAAGAGGAGGAAGAGGCAGCUCCGGCCCCGUCGAGUGACCCAGAACUCCCGGCGGUAUCCGAACCGGAACCGGACGCGGCGAGGGGCGUCAGAGGAGCUAGACGAUGAGGACUUCACCGCUGACCACGAGGAAGAGGAGGACGAGGAGGAGACAAUUGAUGCUGAGGAGGAGCUGGCAGGAGAUGAAGACCAUGCGGCCGAGCUGGACGAACUGGCCCGAGAGAGUGAGCUGCCCGUCGCCGACCUUCUGCGCAAGUACAGCCAGGCCUUCACCGACUCCUUCGAGGCACCAGUGUCGCCCUCCGAGGGUACGUCCGAGGAGGAGGAGGAGGACGAUGACACUACCUCGGAGUACGAGGAGAGCAGCGAAUCGCCAGAUUCCGACGACUCCAUGGCAACGGAGGAGGAAGAGGAGGAGGAGGACGAGGACGAUGACCCGGACACGGAGGAGGAGGAGAUCGGUGUGGAGUACCUGCUGCAGGGCGGGACCGGAGAUGAUGGGGGCCCUGGCCGCGAGUCCGCGCCUUCCAAGGGCCCCAAGAAGGAGAUCACCGACAUCGCCGCAGCCGCCGAGAGCCUGCAGCCCAAGGGCUAUACCCUGGCCACCACCCAGGUGAAGACCCCGGUGCCUGCUCUCCUGCGCGGCACGCUGCGGGAGUACCAACACAUCGGUCUGGACUGGCUGGUCACCAUGUACGAGAAGAAGCUGAACGGGAUACUGGCCGACGAGAUGGGCCUGGGCAAGACCAUCCAGACCAUCGCCCUGCUUGCUCACCUGGCCAUCGAGAAGGGGAACUGGGGCCCUCACCUCAUCAUCGUGCCCACCAGCGUGAUGCUGAACUGGGAGAUGGAGUUCAAGCGCUGGUGCCCCUCCUUCAAGAUCCUCACCUACUACGGAGUGCAGAAGGAGCGCAAGUUGAAGCGGCAGGGCUGGACCAAGCCCAAUGCCUUCCAUGUCUGCAUCACCUCCUACAAGCUGGUGCUGCAGGACCACCAGGCCUUCCGCCGCAAGAACUGGAAGUACAUGAUCCUGGACGAGGCGCAGAACAUCAAGAACUUCAAGUCCCAGCGCUGGCAGUCCCUGCUCAAAUUCAACAGCCAGAGGCGCCUGCUGCUCACCGGCACCCCGCUGCAGAACAGCCUGAUGGAGCUGUGGUCGCUCAUGCACUUCCUGAUGCCACACGUGUUCCAGUCGCACCGAGAGUUCAAGGAGUGGUUCUCCAACCCGCUGACCGGCAUGAUCGAGGGCAGCCAGGAGUACAACGACAACCUGGUCAAGAGGCUGCACAAGGUCCUGCGGCCCUUCCUCCUGCGCAGGAUCAAGGUGGAUGUGGAGAAGCAGAUGCCAAAGAAAUACGAGCACGUGGUGCAGUGCCGCCUGUCCAAGAGGCAGCGCUACCUGUACGAUGACUUCAUGUCCCAGGCCUCCACCAAAGAGACCCUGGAGACGGGCCACUUCAUGAGUGUCAUCAACAUCCUGAUGCAGCUCCGUAAGGUCUGCAACCACCCCAACCUGUUCGACCCCCGCCCCAUCCACUCGCCCUUCAUCACCGAGGGCAUCUGCUACACCACCGCUUCCUGCGUGCUGCGGGCCCUCGAGUACCGGCCCUUCAAGCAGGUGGACCUCGGCAUUUUCGACCUGAUCAACUUGGAGGGCAAGCUGUCCCGGUACGAGUCGGACACCUUCCUGCCCGCCAACAAGGUCACCCUGAAGCUGAUCGAGGAGAUCGCCGACGCCCCAGACCCCCCUCCCCGGCCCCGCCCCGUCCGCAUGAAGGUCAACAGGAUGCUGCAACCAGCCCAGAAGCCUGACGGACGGACGGUGGUCCUGGUCAACAGCCCCCGGCCCCCCUUGCUGGUGCCCCAGAGUUCUCCACAGUCGCUGGCGCCGGUGCGCCCCACCGAGGUGAUUCACACUGUGCAGGGCACCGCUCCACUCCACACUGUCCUCAGUCCCGCCACGCAGACGGUCACGGCGACACAAGGUCUGCCGGCCCCACUCUCCCUCCCCCAGGUGGUGACCACCGCCCCCCGCACGGUCCUGGCCCCCCCGCGCCCCCCAGUGCUGGGGGCUGGGGUCCAGCAGCCCCCACCCUCGGUCAGCCUGGGGGUGCGGCCCCUCCCACUGUCGACGCUGAGGGUGGCGCCGGCCGUGCCCACCCCCCAGCCCCUGGCGGGGUACACGGUGCAGGCUGGGGCCAGCGGCCCCCUCCCGCAGAGGCUGAUCCUGUCCCCCGACAUGCAGGCACGGCUCCCCACGGGCGAGGUGGUCAGCCUUGGACAGCUGGCCUCGUUGACCGGCCGCCAGCAUCAGGCCCCCACCCAGGGCAGCAAACCCCUCACCUUCCAGAUUCAGGGCAACAAGCUGACCCUCGCCGGGACCCCCCUGCGGCCGCUGGGCGCCGGACCACCCCGGCAGGUGCAAGGCAGCGUGGUCCACCUGGUGUCGAGCGCGACCCACCACCUGCUUGGCCAGCCCACCCAGCUGGCCCUCAUCCAGGCCGUGGCCCAGCCCAGCGGUCAGACAUCACUCCAGGCCGUGCCCGGCGCGCACCCCGCCGUCUCAGCUGCCCCCGCCCGCCUCAGCGUGCCCAUCAAUGCCACCCCAGUGCCCGGCUCCGUGGUGACCAGUUCUGGCGUGGUGAAGAUCGUGGUCCGCCAGGCACCCAAGGACUGCGUCCCACUCUCCCUCCCCCAGCCCCGGCCCCUGGCCAUCUCUGCUGCCCGACUGCCGUCCGCCACCCUGGCCGCCCCGGCCCGCCUCCAGCUCCCCGUCGGCACCCUGGCUCUUGGCGGCCCCCAGCUCAACCCCACCCCACGUCCCGUGCUGAGGGUUGUGCAGGCACCGCCGGUCACCACUGAGCAAGCCACCCCCACCGUGACCCGGCUAGUGGUCUCCGGGACCAGCCCAGCGGAGAAGGACGACGCGGAGCUGCCGACCCUUCGGCCAGUGUGUGCCAGGCCUCCCACCCCCACCCCGCCGAUCGCAUCUACCUCACUGGCGGCACUGAGACCCCGGCGGCAGGCGGCCCAGCCCUCAAAGUCUCCCUACAAACUGGAGUCGCUGGAACAGAAGAGGCUCCAACACCGGCGGGAGCGCCUGCAGAGGAUCCACGCCCUGAACGAGCUCCGCUGCGCUGCCUCGCCUGUCUAUGGCACCGAGCUGCUGCGACUCUGCGACCUGUCCGCCCAGGGACCCCCUCCCCAGCCCCCGGCCGAGGAAGGGGCCUGGCGGGGGCUGGGCUACGCACACUGCCUAUCGGCGCAGGUGGGCAGGGAGGGACGGAGGCCGGAGGCGUACUGGCGGACCACCCGAGCCCUGGACGCAGCGGUUCACAGCCCUGAGGAGAGGGUCAGGCAGCUGGGGGACGUCAUCGACAGGUUCAUCUUUGUUAUACCUCCUGUGGAGGCCCCCCCCAUCCGGAUGCACGUCUCCCACCCUCCUCCCUCUGAGCAUCACCGGCAGCUGCUCCUCGCCGAGACCCUGCACCAGCAGCUGUGCCCACGCGUUGCCCGACUCCACCGCAUCGUCUGCAACAUGAGGACGCAGUUCCCCGAUCUCCGGCUUAUUCAGUACGACUGCGGGAAGCUGCAGGUGCUGGACCCCCUGUUGCGCCGUCUGAAGGCGGAGGGGCACCGGGUGCUGCUCUUCACCCAGAUGACCCGGAUGUUGGACGUGCUGGAGCAGUUCCUCAACUUCCACGGACACAUCUACCUGCGGCUGGACGGCAGCACCAAGGUGGAGCAGCGUCAGAUCCUGAUGGACCGCUUCAAUGCUGACAAGCGCAUCUUCUGCUUCAUCCUGUCCACGCGGAGCGGAGGUGUGGGCGUUAACCUGACCGGGGCGGACACCGUCCUCUUCUACGACAGCGACUGGAACCCCACCAUGGACGCCCAGGCACAGGAUCGUUGUCACCGCAUCGGUCAGACCCGGGACGUGCACAUCUACAGGCUGAUCAGCGACCGGACUGUAGAGGAAAACAUCCUGAAGAAGGCCAACCAGAAACGGAUGCUGGGAGACCUGGCCAUUGAAGGAGGCAACUUCACCACUGCCUUCUUCAAGGAGCAAACCAUCCGCGACCUGUUCGACAUCCCGAUGGAAGAGCCACAGAAGGAACCCGAGGUGCCGAGCCCUCCCCCUCUCCCGCCCCCUCCCCGGCCAGAGGAGGAGGACUCCAUGUCGGCCAAGCAGACGCAGAUCCUGGAGCAGGCGCUGUGCAAGGCAGAGGACGAGGAGGACAUCCGGGCGGCCUCGCUGGCCAAGGCGGAGCAGGUGGCCGAGCUGGCCGAGUUCAACGAGAGCAUCCCGCUGGAGGGAGAGGAGGGCUCGGUCCGCGAGGAGGAGGAGGAGCUCUCCAAGGCCGAGCAGGAGAUCGCUGCCCUGGUGGAACAGCUCACCCCCAUCGAACGCUACGCCAUGAACUAUCUGGAAGCCUCUCUGGAAGCCGUCAGCAAGGAGGAGUUGAAGCAAGCCGAGGAGCAGGUUGAAGCUGCCCGCAAGGACCUUCACCAAGCCAAGGACGAGGGCUGGCGCUGGGGAGAGCAGCGUGAGGAGGAGCCCCCUCCGCCCGAGGACCCCCCGAGCCGCCGGCCGCGGAGGGCGCGCCCCCAGCCCCCGUCCCGGCCCAGCACCCGGCUGAGCCAGCGGCUGCGGGAGUUGAGGGCGGGGGCGGAGGGCGGGGGGGUUCCCGCCGGCCCCCCGGACCCACCGCCCAGCCUGCCCCCCCUGGCCGCCCCCGUCCGCGACCUGCAGAUCCACAUCAGCAGCGAGCUGCCCGACCAGAUCUUCGCCGAGGAGCCGGGGCCUGAGGGGGUGUGCUGGGCCGGGGAGGGGUCCGAGGCCGAGCCCCCCCAGCCCCAGGCCUCGGGGGCCGCUCGCUCCCCGCCUGCCGAGUCCGCCCCCAGCCCGACGCGGGCGGACGCGCCCCUGGGCCCAGCGGUUCCGGGCCAGGCGGUGACGGCCCCCACGUGCGAGCAGCCGCCGGGAUCCCAGGCCCCGGAGAGCCAGGCCUCGGGCCUUCCCGUCGCCGGGGAGGCCCGCGUCCCCUCGGCAACGGUCGCCGGGGACGAGAGGCCAGGAGAGGCCGUUGCUGGGACGCCGGCCCGGGUCGCCGGGGAGGUGGAGGGUCAGGGGUCGGGGGCAGACGUACCAAAGCCGGCGGUUGCCGCGGAGGCGGAGGGCCAGAGGUCGCACGGGGGCGCGCCGCGGGCGUCGGUUGCCACGGACGCCUCGAAUCAGGGGUCAGCGGAGGUGACGGCGAGGACAUCGGUUGCCGCGGACGCGGAGGGUCAAAGGUCAGGAGAGGGCGACCCGAGGACAUUGGUUGCCGCGGACGCCGAGAGUCAGGGUUCGGGAGAGGGCAACCCACGGACACUGGUUGUUGCGGACACUGAGGGUCAAAGGUCGGGAGAAGGUGACACGCGGACAUUGGUUACCACGGACACGGAGGGUCGGAGGUCGGGAGAAGGCAACCCACGGACAUUGGUUACCACGGAUACAGACUGUCAAAUAUCGGGAGAGGACAGCCAAAGGACAUUGGUUGCCAUGGACAUGGAGGGUCGAAGGUCGGGUUUGGCCAGCCCGCAGGCCCCGGCCGCCACGGAGACGGAGCGGGCCCCGGUCGCCGCGGAAACGGAGCGGGCCCCGGUCACCACGGAGACGGUGCAGGCCCCAGUCUCCAAGGAGACGGACCAGGCCCCGGUAACCACGGAGACCGAGCAGGCCCCGGUUGCCGCGGAGACGGAGGGUCAGAGUUCGGGCGAGGAGGGGGAGGAGAUGCCCGGCGCGGGACCCCAGGAGGAGGGGGAGGAGGAGGAGGCGGCGGAGCGGAGCCCACGGCCGCCCCGGCCCAAGCGGAGGAGGCGGACGGCGGACCAGGCCCUGGUGCGGGAGGGUCUCCCGGCCGAGGGGGGGUCCCAGCUGUCGGCCACCGUCCUGCGCAAGGUCCCGGGCCGGGUCAACGUCAUCGUCCAGCGGCGGGAGCCGGCCCGGAGAGCCCGGCGGGCCAGGGAGCCCCAGGAGUGCCCCUCCCCGCCCCCGGCCAAGCGAUCCCGGCCCCCCGAGGGCGAGGGGGCGGGCCAGGGGGCUCCCCCUCCGUCCCCCGCCCCCCGCUCCACCCGCCAGCGUCCCGGCGACUUGCUGCCCCCCCUGGAGAGGCGCCGCUACAAGCCCCGGGGCCGCUGCGCGCCCCCCCGCCCCGCCACCCCUCCGCCCGCCGCCCCCCCAGCCCCCAGGAAGAGGGGCCGCCCCCUCUCCGCCUCCCCUCCGGCCGCCCACCCUGGGGUCCGGACGCCCGGGCGCAGGGGUCGGCCCCCCAAACCCUUGCCCGGACCCCUCCCGCCCCGCAGGGGCAGGCCGCCGGGCCGCAGGUCUCGAGGGAGGCCCCGGCCCACCCCCCCUCCUCCCCCCCCACCCCCGCCGCCCCCACCCCCGGCCCCCCGCCGCAGGGGGAGACCCCCCUCUGUCAGCAGGCGGGGCCGCCGGCCCAACACCUGAGCCCAGGGGGACGGGGCGGGGGGGGGGGUGGGACGGGGCGGGUGUCGCGCACUCAGAGGCUACCCCCACCCCCCCCCCAGUACCCAGGCUGGUCGGUUCUGAGACGUCCCCUCUGGUCCCCGUCUCUCACCCCCUCCGCCUCGCCCUCGUUCUCCCCCCUCUCUCUCCCCCCUCUCCCCUCUCUCUCCCCCCCUUCCCCCCAACUCCCUCCCUCCCUCUCUCUACCCCACCCCCAGACCAGACCUAGUUCCACCAGCGGGGUGUGUGUGUGUGGGACGGCGCGGACCCUCGACGGGUGGGGGGAGGUGAGGGGGUGUUCAGACCACUGGUCUCCUGGUUCCCCCCCCCGUGGGGGGGGGGCAUGGAUGGUCCGGUGCUGAGUUUAGGGCCCCGUGUUUGUGGGACCCCCACCGCCUCCCCAUCGCUCUGUGAAUGUGUCCCUGCUGGGACACCGGUGGGCUUCAUCCGGCUGAUGGAUCCUCAACCCCCGCCCCCCCCCCCCCCCCCGGGCAAUGGGCAGAGAGAGGUGACCCCCCCCCCCCCCCCCCGUUCUCCCUUCACUGACUCCAGCACCAAGAUGGGGACCAAACACUGGGUUCUGACCAGUGACCACCUCCCUCCCCUCCACCUUCUGCUCCCUCUCCCUCCCCCUCCCUCCCCCUCCCUCCCCCCUCCCUCCGAUGAUCUAGUUGUUCCAAUUAUGUUAAGAUGAGAAGAAACCAUUGCAGAUUUACGACUGUGUCUCCUGCCCCCUCCUCCUUGUACAGGCAACUCGACUCCAGGGUCCGUCCCGACUCACCGCGUCCCUUCUAGACGGCCCCAUCCCCCUUGUACUAUACAUGUAUCUUUUGAAUAAAAUCUAUGCAAAGAAUAUUUUGUAUGGAAAACCGAGACAGUGUCCACGUGUGUGACGGGAAUAAAAGAAAUAUUGAAAAAAAU